CUGUUUUGCAUGCUUCUCCCUCCAACUCUCGGCAACUCGAGCCGUCCAGCCGAUUUAGAAGGGUCCUAACAUGAACAAACCGAUGAGGAUAGCAAGACACGUCUACCUGAGGACGCAACAGCGUCGUCUUCGCCACGUGAAAGGUGUACUCAUCCGUAACCUGACGCUGCCCUCCCACACGUAUCUGGCGGACCCUCUCGGCAUCUCAGUAUACUUCACCGUCCACCCACAGCUGAACCCUGACAAAGUUCUAUUCACAAGCUAUGCUGUACAAGACUCUUAUAAUCCGUCUUGGGAGUCCAUUCAACUAACUUCUCACGGAGUAGGCCAUCAUCAGAGUAUGUCUCUAAUGCAUCACACACUAUUACAACCUGCAUAUCAUACGUAUACAAUCCUUAGUGAGCCUAUGAGCCAUACGCUAUAGUGGCCAACUCAAAUAGACUAAAGUCAUCUUAUGUAAAGGAAAGUUCGUGGACCUCUCCCAAUUUUUAGAUUUUGGGUGUUUGUUGCUGAUUGUAUUGCAGGUUUUCUGCUUCGAGUGUGGGUCAAGUUCAGUGAAGAAGAUUGGGAGGGAAAUGAGAAACACCUGGCGUUUGAGAAGAACGUUGAGCUGUUUGAUCUCUCCUACCUUGGACUCAUGGUUAACAAAGAUGGGUCCAGCUAUCCUCCAAACUCAGUGGUGGUCAGCAUGUACGAAGGUCUCUACAGUCACCCAGAAGUGGGCGGGGUGCCCUGUGCUCCUAGAGUGGUCCACACCCUUACUGACUACCUCCCUCCUCAAAGUCUUCUGGAAGUCCCUAAAAAAGAAGUGGUUGACUCAUACCUUCAGCCAGUCUUACACAGGUUAAUCAGGCAUCAGGAAUUGCUGAACAAGACGCGACGCUGGACGCAGCAGGAGAGAGCUAAAGUGGAGCACUGCCUGCUAGUGGAGAGGGAGGCCAUGGAGAAGAGGAGUGAGAGAGAGAGACUCAGAACCAGGGUCAAGCUGUACGUGGCCCAGCUGAAGGAAAUGGAGGAACCAGAGAAGGAAGAAAGUAGCCAACUAGAGAUGGUCACGAGACAAGUAGAUGAAGCAGAGAAAGCCCUGAGAGAGGGACAAGCUGACCUCCAGCUGAAACGAGAGAACCUUCAUUCAGCCAUGAGCGUCUUCACACACAAGAGAGAGCAGGUGCAGAGACUCAAGCGGAACAGACAUCUCCGGCAGCGUCACAUGGUCUACGAACUGUCCAGCACCUUCCUCAUACAAGAAAGAGACGACACCUACACCAUAUGCAACGUCAUUCUCCCCAACGCCGACCAACUAGAACAGCCCACCCGGGUGGAGCAGCUGGGCGUGGCACUGGGCUACGUGGCCCACCUCGUUCACCAUCUCGGCAAAAUCCUCUUCAUCCCCCUCCUCUACCCCAUCCGACCCCAGGGUUCAAAGUCCGUCAUUUUAGACCUGGUUUCCGAGGAGACGCUCAUCGACAACAUCAAAGAGUUCCCACUGUUUGCUAAAGGCAGUGAAAAAGCUCUCUUUCAGUAUGCAGUGUUUCUUCUAAACAAGGACAUAGCACAGGUGAGGCAGCAUUGUGGAUAUGGAACCUCGAAGACAUUGUUCAAACGAACUCUACCAAACCUCAAGUUCCUGUUGGACAGACUGACUAGAGACAUUAAAGCAAUGAUGAGAGGGAUUAAUCAUGCUGCCGGUUUCCACACGCCACACCCACACGACGCAAUCUCGAUGACAUCAUCCUACGUCGGCGUGGACGCAAAUUCUGUGGCGUCUGGUUCGGUUGCUCCGGACUCCUUCCCUUCUUCGGACGCCGACAGCUUACGCAGUUUUUCCACACUUGGCUCCCAUGCCGGUUCAAUGCCUCCGUCAAUGUUCACGCAAACUCAGCAGUUUCUGCAGCACGACAGUAACUUUUCCCUCAGAAGUAUCGCCUCCUCCACGAGACCUGAUGAAGAGAGUCGACACAACCGCAGCAUUCACUCCGACAUCGACGACCUCCUCAUCAUAUCCCCACCCGACUUGAGCAAAAGCGGCACAGAGGGGGAUGAAACAGAUAAGGCUUGCAACGAGCACGUGACUGCACCGUUGACAGAUUCAGCCACCGAGCUCGCUUUCUCGAGGGGUCCACGUCGAGUUGACGGUGAAAUUUCUGAAGAGUGUUUCUCGACCAUUCGUGAAGAUAUCCAGCCAUCUGGUGAUGAUGAUGAAGAGGAAGAAGAAGAGGAAGAGGAGGAGGGAGGGGACUCGACAACGAGUAGCGUGGUCUCUCUAUCCACCACACCUGUAGUUCACGAGAGGUUUGUGAAAGUUGACAGUACUCCGGAAUCAGCGUCUUCUUCUUCGUUUGCCGCACUAAGUGGAGAUGAAUCGAUGGGGGAGACCCUCUCUAAUGACUCGUCGGCAGCCGUGGAACUUGGGAGUUCGACAGUUUCGGCUCACCUGGAGGACACACUCAAAUCGGCUGUCCAUGUGACGCAGCUACUGCUGGGGCACAACACACCGCCUGAACACAUCCAAAUUGAAUCUGUCCCUACCAUUCUUGCCGCUAAUGAAGCUGAAAUGGAAUCUGCCCGAGCACUUCGUGGGCUAACAGCUGCUUCCUUUGCCGGGCAAACGGCACUUGGGGUACCACACCUUAACCUCCCAGAAGAGACUGCAAACAACGGACAAGAGGAGAAAGAAGAGGAUUUUGCCACUCCACAAGGGCCUCCGACGUUCCCUGAUUCGUUCCAGAUGUCUUCUCGAACUGGAGAGAAGACUUGUGGUGAGCUUUCCUCGGGCAACGGAGAAGGUUUCAGUACGUCGCCCGAGUGGCCGAGAGUGCGGUCGAUGGCGCAGAGCGGGUUUGCACUGGAAAACAUUGGAUACGUCAAGACAGGUAUGGCCACACCUCACAGAGUGGGAGGAGGAGGAGGAGGGGGAGGAGGAGGGUUGAGACACAGUAGAGAGGAGAGGUUGGAGAGGUUUAUUGGUGGAGGGUCACCGGACAAUCGAAACGGUGAAAAUGGACAGAGCUUAGUGGAUUUUAUCGACAGACCAUCAGAUACUGGGAACAACAGCACACAGAAUAGGUUCAGACAGAGGCUUCCAGAUUUACUUGGGCCCCGGGGGGCCUUUUAGCCGUAUUUAUUGCAUUGUGGUAUUAUAAUAAUGUGACUCGGGGACCGAAUUUUCAGGGUGCAGCAGUGCGCAAAUAGUCACGUGCCUGUUUUUGACGUAACACGAGUGGGCGGGGCUUUGAGAACGACGAGAGAGAAAGAUGUUCCAGUACGUGCUGCUGUUCAGUCGGCAGGGCAAGGUCCGUCUCCAGAAAUGGUACCACGCCUUCACGCAGAAAGAGAAGAAAAAGAUCCAGCGCGAGCUCGUCUCGGCCAUCCUGGCUCGCCGCUCAAGAUGUGCAACGUUCUCGAGUACAGAGAGACCAAGAUAGUCUAUAAGAGGUACGCCAGUCUCUACUUCUGCGUGGCCAUAGAACCGGAAGACAACGAGCUGAUCUCGCUGGAGAUAAUCCACAGAUACGUGGAGCUCCUGGACAAGUACUUUGGCAGCGUCUGCGAACUUGACAUAAUAUUCAACUACGAAAAGGCCUACUUCAUUCUGGAUGAGCUGGUGGUGGGGGGUGAAAUACAGGAGACAAGUAAAAAGAACAUAGUCCGAGCCAUCACUGCUCAGGAUAUGUUGCAAGAGGAAACGGAGUCGCCCAGAGGAUCUCAGUCACUACUUGAGGAAAUGGGAUUAGCAUGAUAUUUAUCGUCUAAUGAACAACUCACAUUCAACAUGUUUUCUACGUUAUACAUCAUGUGUUAUCUAGCACUUCGUAGAAAAUGAUAUUGCAAUAAUAUACGACCAUUCAUCUAAAAUCAGGGAACACCGACGACUGAGAGGCAUGAUGUAAUGGUUGUUUAGAUCAAAAAAUCCAUGUCAAUAAAUGUAUUAUGGAGUGAGCUACUUCUUGAAGGAGAAUGAGUGUCCAGAGAGCUCACUGAGUGGUCUUCUGUCCCUUCCUUCUCUUAAUCUCAACAACCUUGCCUCUCUCAUCUCCUCUCUCGUCAGCGAACCACCCUUCCCUCCCUGACCUCCCUCCCUCUCUCC
Geodia barretti is the source of this 4087-nucleotide messenger RNA. NCBI's taxonomy places the organism in Eukaryota, Metazoa, Porifera, Demospongiae, Tetractinellida, Geodiidae. The record is from the annotation of a GenBank genome assembly.